AUAACUUCAGUUUCUUUGUUUUAUUUUGUUUUAUUUUUUUGAGUAUUAUUAGGUUUUUGCUGAUCAAAUUUUACUGUAGUUUGAAACCCUAGUUUUUUGUUUGGAUGUCGAGAAAAUUUAAGUAAUUGUAUGUUCUUAUGUGUGUUUUCUUUUCUGUUCAACUUAUUUUGAUGUGAAAAAGUGGAAUUCGAUUUGGUCAAUUAGUCGUACAGUUGACUGUAGGUUGUUUUUUUGCUCUUUGGGAUCUCAUGCACUUGAAACAAAUUAAGCUUUCUCACAUUUCUUCAUUUUGUUUAAAAUCUGCAUAUUUUUAAAGCUGUAUUGUUUUUUCGUUGUAGUUGAAUUUUAUUGUCAGCAGAUGUAUUUGAGAUAGAAUUUGUUGGUUCUAGGGUUUAUUAGUAUAAGGAAAUUGAAAUGUUAUCGGGAUAAAUAAUGUAGGGUUGGGAAGAUUGUUUUAUUUGGUAUGUCAUUCUUAAUUUCUUACAUGAAGUUUGAUUGUGUGAUGAAUUCAUAUGCAUUUUUUAGUUAGUUUUUUGUCUUGUAGCUACUACCGAUAUGCUAUGCAAGUGGUAGAAGUGGUGCUAUUAAUUCAGUGCUAAGCACGCAGCUCGCGCAGGGCUUGGAAGACGCUUCGCUAGCGAGGCAGCUAUUACAGAGGAAGAAGAAGAGGGAGGGGGUACCGAGGAGACAAAGACAACUAUGGUUGGCUUAGACCUUGAAAAAGUGAAAUUGAAAGAAGAAAUCGAUGAAUAAGAAAAGAUGAAUAAUCAUUUGCUUUAUUUAUUAAACCCAUUGGCCAUGGUAGUCACAUUGGAGGAUACCGAGGGUGCUUAGUAUUCACAUAGUUGCAUGCUUGAAGUUUUUGUUUCUAACCGUGAAAACAAGUUUCUGAUCAUAAAUAGAAAAAUGGUUAGGUCUUCAAAUAUUGAUUAUUGGAUUAAGUUUUUUCUACCUUUCACCAAAAAGAAAACAUUGUUUAAUGUUUUUAUUAACGUGAAUAUUUACAGCAUAAUAGGAGACAACAGGAAGCUGAUCUUGUAAAAACCGGCUACUUGAUUUUAUACAAAUUUGAAGAGGGAUGAGGCAUUAGUUGUCAUGUGAUGCUGUCAACAUGCAGACAGAGUCACAGGGCUCUUUAGCCUGUGAGGCACAACAUAAUCAAGAAAAUAUUCCUAUUCAGGUAGGAGAUUUCGGUGUAGUGUCAUUCACCUCAGAUAAUAUUGUGCCAGCCCAACCUGCUAAAAAGCCAACUCGGCAAUGGGCUGCUUGGACACGUCAAGAGGAAGAGAGUUUCUUCACUGCAUUACGACAAGUUGGGAAGAAUUUUGAGAAGAUCACAUGUCGUGUGCAAAGUAAAAACAAAGAUCAGGUCAGACAUUAUUACUAUCGUCUUGUGAGGCGCAUGAACAAGCUUUUGGGACCAGGAUUAUGUUUGGAUGCCAAAAACUCUAAAGAUACUAAUGCAGCAAUGCUUCGCUGGUGGUCUCUACUAGAAAAGUAUAGCUGCAGAGCCUCAAAACUUCAUCUGAAACCUCGAAGAUUUAAAAUUUUUGUUGAAGCAUUGGAGCAUCAACUCGUGAAGGACCGGAAGAAGAAUGUAAGAAAACGACCUUCUCAAGGGGAGAAUAGUUCACCUACAUCCCCCAACAGUGUCGCAAAUCAGAGUAGGGCUUCAGGAAAUGAUGCUGGUACGGUCAAACUGGUUCUUGUGGACAGUCAAAAUAUUCAAAAAUUAGGACCUGGAAAAGGGUCAUCUAAGCGUAAUACCAGUGUAGGUGUCAAUCGUAGCAAUGGCAAAGGGGAGUCAAACACCAUGAAAUCUGCAAGGCAACGGCGGAAACCAGGUGCCUCAUCAGCUGCAUACAAAAAAUGGGAAAAGGCUGCAAUUGCUGGGGUUUCUUUGGUGGCUGAUGCUGCUGAGCAUUUGGAGAGAACAACUAAUGAUAAAGACAUUGAGCAAGAACAAGAUACACCAGUUCCAGGGCAUAAGAUUCUUGACCCAAUUGAAAAUAAUCAAUUUCGCUUGCCUGCUUUCUCUCAAAAUCCUUUUGCUGAGAGCAAUGUACAUGCUGCUGGGAAGCUUAAGCUCCAACUGUUUCCAAUUGAUGACAGUACUAGAAGAGCCUUGGAAAUGGAUAAACACAACCCACACUUGGAACUCACUCUUAGUAUUCGAAAGAAGAUAUCAUCAGUAUUGGAGCACCUGAAUCGAAAAUGGGGCAACUCAACUAUAGCAUCAGGAGAGCUUAUGCUUUUCCCUUAUGUUGUUCAAAGAGAAAAUCUUAGGGGUUAUCAGAGAUGGACUCAAGCAUCCAUCGUCAGUGCAUCAGAUGUAUAUGCAAUGAUUGGAAGCCCCCAAGUAUUUCGCCUAAGGUAUGGUUGGUUUUCUGAUACUGAAGUUGCAUCUUUGACUUGGCAAGCACCUGUUUCCCCACCCUACAUUCCUAGCAUGCAUAAUAUGAAUGUUGAAAGUAGGAAGGGCUGUGUUGUGGAAGAAGUACAAGUAUCUGUCUCAUCUACCGGUGAUCAGCCUAAGAAACUUGAUGAUCCUUGCAAGAAUCAGCCAAUAUUACAGAAUAAAAAUAAUGCUGUUGAAUCUUCUUUAACCGAUUUCCCCAAUGAGAUGAAUAGAUGCCUUACCACUGGUCUUAAAGAUAAUCUUGGGGAUUCCCCUAUUCCUGCAACAAAUACAUCAUCAGAUAGAAGUGAAACUUGCAAUGUUGCUAUUAUGGGAUGGUUGGAAGAUGCAGAUGAUCAGAGAUUGAACAAUAGUACUGCUGCAGUAUCUGCUGGAGAAUGGGCUGACAGUCUUACAAACAUAAGUGUUGGAGAUAUUCUUGCAGAAGUGCCUCACGACUUGGACAGUAACUGUGUUGACCACCCUGUUGGAGAAAGCUUGCAAUGUCUUCAGCAGAUUCCAUUCAGCUGUGAUUCAUUUGACGCAGCUAUUGCUGCUCAUAUAUCUAGGCAUCAAAACAAGAUGGAAUUUCCAUCAUUGGCAUCCCAUGCAUCUUCUAUUUGGGAUGCUGAAGAAACUUGCGAUGUCUUCUCAUUUUCAAAGAAUCCUACUCCUUGUGCAAUUUCUAGAUUCUCCAGUGCAACUUCCCAAGCAGCCUGUAAACAGAUUGCAAGAUCAAAAUCUGCGGCAUCUGGCACCCUUUCUAACCUGCUCCCACUGAAGUCACCUGAUCCUGAGGAGCCAAUGGUAAAUUCUGCUUGUGAAGAGCUUGUGGAUGAGUGCCCAUCUGAUAUGCACAUCAUGGAUACUACGGAAAAGGAUUUCAAUGAGCUGACUGACAUUUAUUGGCCUGACUCUUUAGGACCACUAGAUCUUGAUGUACCAUCUUGUAAAUAUCAUAGUGAAGAUUUGAUUUUAGGUGAUAACCUUGGAGGUUUGAACCAACUAAUAGCCAGCAGUCUGGAUGCAUUUCAAAAUUGCUUAUUUUUUGGGUUCGACAAGAAAGAAUCGAUAUCAACAGUAGAAGCUCGGGACAAUGCAUCCUCGGCUUCUAAAUUUGACAAUGAGGGUUGAAAUCUUCAUCAAGUUCGAUUUCAGGAUGAAACUAUUUGAGAGUAAAAAGUUUGUCGCUGGAAACCUUCAAGGCUGCGACUAACAAGUUUGUCUGACUCUGACCUGAAAGUGCAAGAGACACAGGUUGGUGCGAGCCAGGAGAAUUCUGGCUUUUUUAAUUAGAGAAUUUCCCGGAGGAACGAACCUUAUCAACUUUUACAAAGCACUUUUCACUUCCUACACUUGUGGUGGCGACCUGUUUUCAUUUUAUAUCUUUCUCUAUACUUGUUUAUAGUCUGAUGAUUAACCAAGCAACACAAAUGGACGACACCAGAGCCGUUCUAUUUAUUUUAUUUGACAUGGGUUUUGUUCAAUUGCUAUGUGGUGAUUGGAUGCAUUUUUUUUAAUAAGAGUCAGCCUUCCUGCUGUGGAAAGUUGCACUCGUAUAUCACUGAGACUAUAUUAAAGCCAUCAUUAACAACCCUAAGGAACAAAAAAGCAAAACCAAUAUAAUCCUGUAUGAUUUGCUGCCUUAAGAUUUAAAAGUACUUAGAACUGAAUCACACCAAUCUGAGUUUUUAAUCUAUUCGCUCAUUUGACAAUGAAACAUCACAAGAAUCUCAGUCAAACAUUGAUUGAUUCCAUUCUUAGUUGGCUGCUAGGUUUAGAGAAUUAGUUUGACUCGGUCAAACUGCUUCUUUUUGGCCCAAAAUGGUUGUUCAUAUAUUAGGGCCAGUUGUGUGAAGUGGAGCACAUGUUUGUCGUGGGUUGUUUACUUGGUCAAAACGUGGUCCAGCUGAAAUGUGAUUUUGGACUAAAGAUCAUCAGGAGUUCUACCUCUAGUUAAAUUUAAUUACUUGCUUUGAGUUGGGUGAAGGGAUGGAAUUUGCACCCUAGCACCUUUUUUUUGGCGGGAAAUUGAAGAUACAAAUGCAAAAAAUGUUCUAGAAUUUAGU
This is a messenger RNA of Durio zibethinus, 4467 nucleotides long. NCBI's taxonomy places the organism in Eukaryota, Viridiplantae, Streptophyta, Magnoliopsida, Malvales, Malvaceae. The record is from RefSeq and is a predicted model, not a curated record.